AUGAUGAUGAUGAAGAUGUAUUUCCAUUUUCGCGUCGAGGAAGUGAUUCUGUUUCAGGAUUGGGCCACGAAAUCAGUGACAGGCUAUAUCUUCACUUGUUUCGCUGUUCUUGCAAUGGCCGCUUUCUUUGAGUUCGCUAAGUUUGGUCGAUUGACGCUUGGGAAAGAAGUUGAUGAAGAUUGUUCUUGUACAACGUCACUUUUGGGAUGUCCUUGUGAUGGAGCGUCAUCAAGAGGAUCACAACGAUCGAACACUCCAUUCAUUGGGAAUCACGUUAACUACUUGAAAAUCUUUAUGGACGGUCGACAUGUGCUCAACUCGGUGACGUUAAUCUUUCAAACGUUUCUCGGCUAUUGUCUUAUGUUGGUCACGAUGACGUAUAAUGUGCCACUAGUUUGCGCAGUAAUUAUGGGCCACGUUUUCGCCUAUUUUCUCAUCGGCCCUCUCGUGUCGACGAAGGAUCAAGAAAGAACUGGCGACUGUUGUAAU
Messenger RNA from Mesorhabditis belari, 489 nucleotides. The record is from the annotation of a GenBank genome assembly. NCBI's taxonomy places the organism in Eukaryota, Metazoa, Nematoda, Chromadorea, Rhabditida, Rhabditidae.